UAAUACAAUAUUAUACAUUAUUUUUUUUAAAUUGAGAAAUACAUAUAAUAUCUUAUCCGCGCGUAGCGCGGUUAAAAAAUCUAGUAUGGUUUAGAAACAAAAGGUCAUACCAUGUUAUGUAUUCUAGUGGUAGAUUUCUUAGGAUUAGAUUUAAAUUUAGAUUUUUAUUUUUUUUAAUGAAUUAAAUUUGUAUAUUAAUGUUUAGUAGUUUAUAUUUUGUAUAAUUUGAUAUUUGAUACAGUAACUAAGACUUUUUAUUAUAAAGCAAAACAUUUAGGGUUUGAGAUUUUAGGGUUUCGUAUACCUACAAUAAAAUCUAUUUAGCUGGAGACGUCUUUUUCAGUCUACAUUUUUCAAUUUUUUUUACAAAAAAAUUAUUAUAUUUAAACUAAGUUGAGUUCCUUAAGAAUAAAAAAGUAAAAGCAUAUACUAUAACUAUUAAAAAAAUAAAAAAAAUAAAUUUAGCAAAUCAUAUAUUAAAAUAAUAAAGAAUAAACAACAAUAAUGAAAUUAUUGAAUUAGACUUCCAAACAGGUCUAAUAUGUUACAGUAAAAUCUACUCCAAAAUUUUAAUUUUAGUAGAUUUCAGAAGAAGUCUACAGUGUCGUAAAUUUUAACCUAGUUACAUUUUUGUCUUCUUAUAUAGAUAAAAUUUAUACAGUCUCUCUCUAAAGUGGCUGCACAAGUUUCUUAAACUCUCUCAUAUCUCUCUAAAACUAUCUUCCUUCUCACUAAAACUCUCUCCAUUUUCUCUAAAACUCUCUCAUUUCUCUUCUUUCUCUCUAAAUUUUUCUCAAGUCUUUCUCACAAUAUUAUCUUGUCAUUUUAGGUAUUAUGAUUUAUGGUUUUCAUUUUCUCCUUUAGAAAAUGUAAGUUUUAGAUCUAUAGAUUUUAAAUGUGUAUUUUUAUGUUAUUUAUUUCUCACAAUAUUAUCUUUUUGUAGGUAUUAUCACUCAUGAAUUUCAUUUUCUCCUCUAAAAAUGUAAGUCUUAGAUUAAUAGAUUUUAAAUAUUUAUUUAUAUGUUUAUAUUUAAAUUAAUUUAUAAGUCAAGCUCUUUGCAUUAAUUUGCUACUAUUUUACUUUAUAAAUUUCAUUUUGUAAAGUAUUUUCAGAUUUAAAAUUAUUUUCACAUUUCAAAAAGUAUAGAUUUUUUCUGUUCUGAAAAUUAUCAUACAGUGUAUACUUCUAAAGAAGUCUGCUUAUAAACUAAAGCUAGUAGACUUCAUACGAAGUUUACUAAACCACAAAGUUUUUUUCUAUGUUUUUUUAAUAAUUUUAUCAUAUUUUGCAGGUAUUUUCUUCUAUGAUUGUUAUUUUUCCUUCCCAAAAAUAUAAGGUUUACAUCUAUAGAUUUCAAAUAUGUGUUCUAGUAUUUAUAUUUAAAUAAAGUUACAUAUUCAAAUUCUUUGUCUUUAAUUUUUUACUAUUUUGUCUAUUAAAUUAUAUUUUUAAAACUUUUUAUAUUUAAAUUUAUUUCAAAAGAAGUCUACUUAAAAGUUAGCGCUGGUAUGAAGUCUACUAGCCUUGACUUUUAAGCAUAUUUUAUUAGAAGUUUACUCAAGUAUGAUUUUAAUUUUAUCUUAUUUUUCAUAAUGUUAUCUUAUUUUGCAGGUAUUCUCUUCCAAAGUUUUCAAAUCAUCUUUCCAAAAAUGUAAGUUUUACAUAUAUUCAUUAUAAGAUAUUAUUGUGUUUAUAUUGAACUAAAUUUAUUCAUACUUUAUGUUUUUGUUUUGUUACAAGGUUGACAAAAAAACUAUUUUGAAAUUUUUUCCAGAACAAAAUAUUUUCAAAUUUUCUAAAUGUACACUUUUAGAAAUGAAAUUUUUUGUUAGUGUAGACUUCAAAUAAAGUCUACUAAACAAUAACUUUACGUAGACUUAAUAAAAAGUCUACUAAAAUAUAAUUUAAUUUUUUAUCUUAUGUUUUUCUCAUAACUUUAUCUUAUUUUGCAGGUACUCUUUUCCAAAACUUUAUUUGAGACAUCAAGAUUAUGAAAAAUCAAACAUACUCAGAAACAUUUUUUAAUAUAUUGCCUUGUAAUAAUUUCUCAUAAUAAAAUAUUAUUUUUUAAAUAAUUGUUUAAUGUAUAACCUAUAAACAUUGUAUUCGUUUUUAGUUGUGUUUCACUUGUAUGAUAUUAUUAAUUUUUUUUUAGAUAUCAAUUUUUUCACAAGAUCUAAUCAACCAAACAAGUAAAACCACCAUAAGCUAAAAUAAUUACUAACACACAUGUGAGAGGAAGAAAAUCUAUACAAACUUUCCAAGAAGUUUCAAGAGUAAAACUAAUCAAAAAUUUUUGUAAUAAGAUUCAAGUGUAUAAUUAUAACACAUUAACUUUUGAAAUUCAUCCAAGACCAUUAAAAUUUUACUAGCAUACACUAUAAAAUAAUUAAAUCGUGAAAAAUAUGUUGAAUAAUACAUAAAUGCACUUUUAAUAGAAUUUACGACGUAGACUUCAACUGCAGUCUACAUUUGUAGAUUUUCAAAGACGUCUACACUUAUUAUCGAACAUAUAGUCAAUCCAAAACUUUCUAGUGUACUUGGCACUGGCUUGAUACACAAAGGCGUACAAAGUGUGUCUUAGAUAACUCAAUCAGGUUCCGCACUUGUCGAUCAUUUGUGACAAGCAUAAAAAGAGUAUUCGCAUAUUCAGAGUCAUUUGUUGUAAAAUGACGUUUGGUAAGGACCAUCUUCCAUUUUCUUGUCCAGAUCAUAAUCUUCUUGUGCCAUUGCAAGAAGUUUACCAUGUGUACUUGGCGCUGGCUUGAUACACAAAGGCGUACAAAGUGUGUCUUAGAGAACUCAAUCAGGUUCCGCACUUGUCGAUCAUUCAUGACAAGCAUAAGAAGAGUAUUCACAUAUUCGGAGUCAUUUGUUGUAAAAUGACGUUUGGUUAGCACCAUCUUCUCAUUUUGUUGUCCAGAUCAUAAUCUUCUUGUGCCAUUGCAAGAAGUUUACCAUGUGUACAACCAUCAUGCACAAGGAACAUUCUUCCUCCUUUCUGAUUAUUGACCACAAACUUCCACAAAGAAUCUUUCACCACCCAUUCUCCGUAUACAACAUGUAAGAGAGCUAUCUCCGGAAAAAAAUACAGUUUACAUAAUUAGCGGAGAAAUAUUUCAUGUUUCAUAAAACUAUAAAGGUAGACUUACAAAUACGUCUGCAAUUAUUAGCUAACAACAUAGUUAAAUCAAAAGUAUUAAAUUUUCAUAAUUAUAACAGAUUUUGUUUUAAAAUCACACGAACCCAUUAGGAUUAACUAAUACACACUGUCAAACAAAAAAAAAUCUUGAAAAAACUAAUAAAUAAUACACAAAUUCACUUUUAAUAUAUUUUUCUACGUAGACUCCAUAUUCAAUCUACGAAGAUGUAUACGUUUUUUUCAGUUUACUAAUGUAGAUUAUCAAAUAGGUCCACUCUUUGGGUUAGUUUUUGCAAUUGAAAUUUUUACGGGUUACUUUCUAUAUUUGAAAAAUAUUAUGAUUUUAUACAUGUAGACUUCCAUUUCAGUCUACACUUCAAAAUUGUUAGUUUUUUUAACUGACCAAAAUUCACCCAUGAUUUGACUUUCGGAAGUAGACUUCAUAUGAAGUCUACAUUUUUGAUUUUUUUGAAAGAGGUUAGUUUUGCAAUUGACCAAGUUUGACUUUCUACGAGUAAAUGGAAACAAACAUCUACAUAUUUGUAGACUUCGUUUGAUGUCUACUCUCAAAUUCGAUGGGUUAGUUUUGCAUUUGACCAAAAUAAAAUAGUAGACUUCACAUGUAGUCUACCUUUUUUUCUAAGAUAAGAAGACUGAAUAUGAAGUUUACAACUUAAUAAAAAUUUAAUUAAUUUUUAAACUUUUUAGUCAAACACGAAAGUAACAUAUUCAACGAAGUCAAAGUUUUGGUCAAAUGCAAAACUGAUCUUUAGCAAACUUCUCAGGCAGUCUACACUUCGUAGACUUCCGUUGAAGUCUACAAUAAAAAGUCAAAAGUUCGGUCAAAUGCAAAACUAACUUCUUUUACGUAGACAUCUUAGUAAGUCUACCUAAAUUUUUGUUUUUGUUGUCAAAGAUAAAGACGAAGACUAUUGGGAAGUAUGCGGUACAAAAAAAAAUUGUUUGGUCAAAUGCAAAAUUGACAUGUGCGUUGACAAGUAGACCGCAUCUUACGUCUGCAUAUAGGUGUAGACAUAUAAAACAAUCCACUAUCCCGAUACAGAUCUGAAAAUGAUGAAAACCAUGUAAAUAGUUAUAUUUUUCUGGUGUAAAGCUUGUUUCCAACUUUCUCAACCGUCCAAACUCCAAAUAUGAACAAAAAGAACCGCCUUUAACGAUUCACUAAUGAAGAAUCUUGAAAAUAUGAAGUUUGUGUUUAUGAAAAUGAAAGUUAUAAGAGUUUUUAGAUGGAAAUGUAGAGGAAAUGAGAGAAAAUGAAGAUUUGUUGGUUUAGAAUGAGAAAAAGUGGUUGAAAUUGAAUUAUAGAGCUUUAUGAGCUCAAAAAUGGUGGUUCAUGAUGGUUGAAAGAAUUGAUGAUAAUAGCAUUAUUGUUAAUAAGAAAAAACGGUGUGGGUGUAUUUGUUUUUUUGUGAACUUCGAAUUUAAUAAAAAAAUUAAAUAACAAUGGUAAUUUUGUAAAUAAUUCAAAAACAUAGGGAUAAUAUAGAAAAUUUAUUGAUGAACAGUAAUGACAAAAAAUGUUAGUUUUAGGUUUGACUUGAAAGAUGGGUUAGUAUUGAAAAACUCCCUUAAGUUUUGUGUAAAUCCAUAUGUGAUCUGUAUAUAUAUUCUAGCUUAAAAGAUAUCUAGAAAUUUUUUCUUAGAUAGCCAUUUUUAAUUUAUUUUCACAAAAAUGGAUCCACAAAGAGGAAAAUGACCAAAAACGUUUUUAUUGAAAGGUAUAUAUGCAUUUAUGACUUUAGAGUUAACUUUUUGUUUUGUUUUUAACGGUUGAUAUAUUAUGCUAUUACAAACUCUGAGAAAUAUUACAGACGAUUCUACAGCCGAUAAUUCUACAUGCCUUAUGAGGAUUCAUGCAUGACUGCAUCACUUGAGCCGCCCUAUCGGAUCCAUGCUUGACGGUACUCCUUGCGUCAUGCUGCAGUUCUCUUGUAUGCCGUUUCUCCAUUAAUUCGCAUAAUUCCGACUUUUCCGUGAAUUGAAACCCAAACCUCCCGGUGUAGAAGCAUUAAUGAACUUUUGAUCAAACCCAUACACAUCUUUAUAUAUUUUCACAAUCUAUUAAAACUAAUGCAAUGUUUAAGAUGAAAAAUUGCAUCUUUUCACAUUUAUUGGAACGUUUUCAUUCUUUUUUAUUUUGAAUGUAUUUGUUUUGAAAAUUGUAUAUUUUCAUAAGUAAUAGAUGCAAUUUAUCAUCUGAACACAACUUUUCAUAUAAAAGUUUUAAAAGAUUUAGUUUUUUAUAUUAAUACACUGAUUUUUAAAUAUAAAACAAUUGUAAAUGUUUAUGUAAAAAAUAAUAAGUAGAUAUGAGAAAAAGAAAAGUAAAAGACACAACUUUUCAUCUAAAAUUUAGCAACCAAAUUAAUGUUGAAAAGUGUCUUUUCAUAAAAAAAACUGAAAUGAGUUUUGUAAAGUUGUCAAAUUAUAAAAUGAUGUGUUUAUCUAUAAUUUUGUGUCUUUUCAUUAUAAUGUCAAAAGUUGUAUGUUUUUUUUUAAAAUGUAUUAGUUUUAAAAUUUGUGUGUUUUUCAUAAGCAAUACAUGCAAUCUUUCAUCUUAAAAAUUAAUAAAUCCAACUUUUCAUCUAAAAACUUAAGAGGUUCAAUUUUUAUAUCAAUACACUGAUUUUUAGAUAUAAAAUAAUUGUAAAUAUUUAUGUAAAAUAAUAAAUAUAUAUGAGUAAGAUAAAAGUGAAAAUACAACUUUAAUCCAAAAUCUAAUAAAUAAAAUUUUAAUGUAAAACAAUUUUAAGAGAUGCAACUUUUAUGUAUAAAUUAAGGGAUUCAAAUUUGCAUAUUAAUACACUAACUUUUAAAUAUAAAAAAUUGCAAAUAUUUAUGAAAUAUUAAUUAAUAGAUAUGAGCAAAGUAAAAACAAAAAAGACAUAAGUUUUUAUCUCAAUGCUAACAAAUACAAGUUUUCAUAUUAAAAACUUAAGAGAAGAAUUUUCAUAUUAACACUGAUUAAACAAUUAUAAAUAUUAAUAUGGUGUCAUCAACGAAGAUGUAUAAAUUUGUUUUGAUCUAAAAGGUAUGAAUGUAUCGUAAUCUAAGAGGUACGAACAUGUUAUGAUCCAAAGGGUGCGAUUGUUUCAUGACCGAAAAUGUGUAAACGGGUCGUGACCCAAAAGGCUAUGAACGGGUUGUGACCAAAAAGAUGUGAAUGGAUCAUGACUGAAAGAAUGUGAAAGUGUCGUGAAUGUGACCAAAACGGUGCAAAUAGGUUGUGACCAAAAGGAUACAAAUGGUCAUAAUAAAUAGAUAUGAGCAAAGUAAGAAAUAAAAAAGACAUAAUUUUUUAUCUCAGUACUAAUAAAUACAACUUUUAAUAUUAAAAACUUAAGAGAUGAAAUUUAUUACAUUUAUCCUGAUUAAACAGUUAUAAAUAUUAAUAUGGUGUCAUCAACGAAGAGGUACAAAUUUGUUUUGAUCUUAAAUGUGUCAUAAUCUAAGAGGUACAAACGUGUUGUGAUUUAAGAGGUAUAAACGUGUCAUGAUCCAAGGGGUGCAGACAUGUCGUGACUAAAAAGGUGCGAAUGUGUCAUGACCAAAAAUGUGCAUACAGGUCAUGACCGAAAGACUACAAACGAGUUGUGACCGAAAUUAUGCGAAUAGAUCAUGACCGAAAGGGUGUGAAAGUGUCAUGAACGUUCCAAAAAAGUGCAAAUAAGUCGUGACCGAAAGGAUGUGAAAGUGUCGUGAACAUGACAAAUGGAUCAUAUAUUUUUUUUUCAAAAACUAGUAAUUACAAAUAUUCAAGUUAAAAAACUUAAGAGAUGCAACUUUCCAUGUAAAAAAUUUAAGAGAUUUAAAUUUUUAUAUUAAUACAUCUAUUUUUAGGUAUAAAACAAUUGCAAAUAUUUAUGUUAAAUUCGUCAAAGAUCAAUUUUUUAAAUAAAUAAAAUGAAAAUAAUGCACAAAGAAAAUUGUGUGUGAUUUACCAAUAAAAAUAUGUAUUGUACAACAUCUCUUAAAGUUGUCAUAUAAUCAUGAUUUGAGAAUACAUAGAUUUACACAGUUUCAAAAAUCAUGAAAGUAAUACUUGUCAUUAUAAAUUACUUACUAAAUUAGUAAAUGGUUAAAUUUAAGCGUGUUGCUUAUUUUAAUUAAUUCGAAAAAUAUUAAGUAUUGUUUAAAAUUUUAUAAAACCUCCCUAAAUUAAUAGAAGAUUUAUAUUUUUGGUAUUGACAUAUUUGUAUUUUAGUUGUAAUCUAAAUUAUAAAAUAUAAGUUUCUUAUAUUAUCUAUAAAUGAAUAGAAACACAUAUAUUCGACAUGAGAUUUUUUUUUGAAAAAAAAUUAAAAUUUUUCUUAUAUAAAAAUUAAAAUUAUAAAGUGAUAUAUAUUUUUUUUAAAUGAGUUUCCACGCGAUAUCACGUAGGGUUUUUACCUAGUUUUUUUAAAACUAUUUGUGUGAUAAAAACUUAAUAAAGGCUAUUCUAUAGAAUUGUCCAAAGAUCUAUCUUAUGGCCAUAACAUGGUUAGCUCCAUUAUAACAAUAAACAGCCGUUUUUCUUAUUGGUAGGUUUGCUAUUACACAAUCAAGUGUGACAGUAUCAGGAUUCAGGAGUGCAUGCAUAUAUUUUACAAAUUAACAGCCAACUUUAAUCAAAAGGUUGAACUGAUUACAUAAACUAACAACACAACUCUCGAUCAUACUAUAAUGUAAUAAUAUAAGAGAAUUGUUAGCUAGAAACGGGUAUUACCACGACAAAUAUUAGCUCUGGCGCUCUCUCUCUUCCCUCUCUAACCCCGUGAACCUUCAACCCUAAUCAGCUUGCGUCGUCUUCAGCCGGUGGCGGCUCCGGCGGAUUCGCUGCCUCCGUCGCCGGCUGUCUCUCCCUUCUCUAUCCUUUCUUUCUCCUUCCCUGUCUCGUCUCUUUCUCCCUCUUCUUAGCUUCGUCGAUAUACUUUCCGUUGUGGUUUCUCUCACUCCUCUCCGGCGUCGCUGCCCGGUGGUGAAGAUUCUGGAGCGGUGGUGAGGCGCGACUGGGAGAGUGGAGCUUGGUGGCUCUUCCGUGGGUUUCCUUCGAGACAUCGCUUAGAUCUGGCCAGAUCUGCUUUCAAUGGUGGUCGAUUUUGCUCCGGUGGUGGUGCUCCGGCCCUCAGUCGUUUCUUCCGGCGUCAGUUUGCGGUUGUUGUUGACAAGUGCCCUCGUUCUCGGUUUGGGGGUUCUCGUUUUUGAGUUUUCUCUUCAGAUCUAUCUUCUUCUCAUUACCAGUGAGAGUUAUUGUAUCAGGAGUUGAUUUUGAAUCUCAGGCAAGUUCUCAGACAGUGGUGGUGAUUCUCUGCUGGCAGCUCUCCUUGCAGGUUGGUGUAGUGCUCCUUGUGGCUAGAAGGCGUCUCUGUCAAGCUUGUGAGAUAGGGCUGAGCUCUUCUUCUUGGCUAAAUCAGAAGUGGCGGUUUGGUGAAGCGGGUUGUUUGAGCUUCUCUUUGCGGAUAAAGGUCAGACUCUGGUUCUCAGGGUCAGUCGCUCGUGCGGGUUAUUGUUGGCUUAGGUAUGUUGUAGUCGACCUUGGACUACAGUCCCGGUGAGGGCGAGUGUUGCUAGCACCUCUGCAGAUAGGGUGUGGUUCCGCGGAUUCUUUGCCCUGUGGUGUUAGCGUCCUUUUUUCGUUCAUAGUCUGGUGGUGGUGGCGGGUUAUCAGCCAGUGGUCUAUCCAAAUAAGAGUGGUUUGUGCUCGAAGUUGGGGUGUUGGUGGUUCCAGUGGGGGUCUUUGGGGUUUUUAGAGUUCUCAGGUGCCUGUGAGUUUCAGGAAGGAGGAGUAGAGGUGGCUGUUUUGCGGUGCUUGGUGUCCGGUGCUUCGACAGGCUCUGGUUCGUCGGUUCCGCCGUUUCGGUACGGCCCCAUUGUCGUCUAUUCUGAAUUCCAAGCUCUAGUUGGUAUCUGUGCAGUUGCAGGUGGUAGGACUUUUGUGGUAAGGCCAUUUUUUUUUUGGAGGCGAGUGCCUGGGGAAGCCAACUAUACCGGCUCGUGACUCAUGUUUUAACUGGCGCCUUCCUUUGGAGUUCGAUCUUGCGUGCUGCUCGCUCUUAGCAACCCUUUCAAGUUCUUCCCGUGUGUUCUUUCUUCUACUUCUAGGUUCAGCUCAUUCUCGCGUUUUUCUUACUGUAAUUGUUGUUGUGUUGUAGUUUCUUUUUGGCGUUUGUCUUCUGCUACUAGUGAUUCUCUGUAACUUCUGUCACAAACUUUAAAAUGGUAAUGCAAUCUUAACAUGUUUACCAAAAAAAAAAAAAAUAUUAGCUCUGGCGGAGUUUUCUCUAGCGACAGUGCCAGACAUAAGCAGAUGCCAAAAUAUGGAUCUUUUCAGAUAGAAUUUUCAACGUGCAUGUGGUCCACUCCUUUUUACACACGCAGCCCGUGUAUUCGAGAACUCAAGUCUUGGUCUUUUUGUCCCUCUUAAAAUUAUAGAAGUAAGAUAAUGAUGUUGUUGUUGUGGAAAGAGAAUUGUAAACCACGCGCCCCCAAAAACCAGCGAACGUAAAAGCGAAUCCCUAGUUUACUCACGCCGUUAAAUUCGACGAGUUCGCCGCAGUGAGUCGUCGCCGGUAGGUCUAUCCACUUCGUGGUGACUUGUCUUCUCCUCUACCCCCUCUUUAUCUUCUCCCCGCCAUGGACCCAGUGAUUGAUGGUUCGACUACGCCAUCGUCGCUGAUGCGUUCGUUGUCUCUGCCGAUACUUCCAUCAACGGCUACGGAAUGUCUGGAAGGUUUGGAGAUCUCUGAAACUCAAACUAUUCUAGGAACUGAUGUGAGAGUAACAAUGGAGAAAGCUUCUCUCUCUAUCACCAGUACUCUUCAGUCUGACACUACCAAUCAAUUACUGUUGACCUCCUCUGCUCCUCUAGUGGCGUCUUACGAAACCUCUCUGCUUGAAACUGUGGUUCCUCCGCUGACCUCAGAAGCUGUUAUAGUUCAAGUACGUGAUACUCCGCCACCGUCUCUGGCUUCGGUUAUCUCCAUCAAUGCAGUAACCAGCGAUGUCCCGACGUCUCAACAAGCUCCGUCCGAGACCCUUGGCUCACACUCUCACGAUGAUAGCAGGGUCCAAGCAUCAGAAAAAUUUGUCCCUUCUUUGGGAUCAUGGGCUAAACCUCUUUUUUUCAAACCUCCGGCCACUCCUCCCGACCCUAGUACUCCUCGAGACUAUGAUCCUGCAUUUGUCGGGAAUCAAUUAGCCACUCUCUGGCCGACUUUGAAUGACGAGAUCUUAAACAAGCAACCUAAGGGAAAGUAUCCAUCCCGUACUCUCCAGCCUCCGAUUGAAAAGCUACCACCGCCGGAACUAAAAGCGGAUGGGAGACUCCGCUUCCCAUGGGCUGCAAGAUUAAGCCCUCAAUCGCGAAAUCUCUACCGGGCUGCCACACCAACUUACCGCCUAGAUGGCACACCUGAGGUAUCUAUUCCUUCGAAAGUCCUUAAGCUAGGUCCAGAGAAUAAGGAUGAGUAUAUCAUUGGUAAGUUCCAUAAAUGUGCUCUACCGCCAGGUGGUUUAGUACAUGCUGUGGUGAAUAGAAUCUGGGGAAGAAGUUGUAAGAUCAGUUGUAAGAAGCUUGGUGAUUCAUCUUUCAUGUUCCAUAUCCCACACCAACCUACUCGGCAAUGGGUUAUUCAGCGUGGAGUGUGGCACAUAGAUGAUUGCUUACUUUUUGUACUGCCAUGGACCCCAGAAGGCUCCUUCAAAAUUCCUGAAAUCUCCACGCUUCCGGUUUGGGCCAAUUUGAAGAACAUUCCGGAUUGUUGCUACUCAAGAUUAGGAAUAAGUCAUGUCGCUUCCGGACUUGGAGAACCGAUUCUUACUCACAAACCUCGACUUGAUCCUACUAGUAUGGGCGAGGCAAAGGUUUUAGUUGAGAUGGAGCUGGACAGAGACUUUCCAAAGCUUAUUGCCCUUGAUGAUAAGCAAGGUAACAUCUUCCUUGUUAAUGUUGAAUACACAUGGAUUCCAUCUAUGUGUGAAAGGUGUGGUAAUCUAGGACACAAAGCAAAGAGGUGUCUCUUACCUUCUUCCACUGCUCAGGUUUCUAUCUCCGCAUCAACCUCGCAAGACACUAGCUCUGAUGUUCCUAUUGUGGAUAUUGAUACUGUUAUGCAGCAAAAGGAUAAUGUUGAAUACUCUGUACCAACUAUCCAGAAAAAUGAUCUACAUGUUAGUGGAAAAACUUCUCUUCAAACUAAAGAUGAUGGUGCCCAUGAGCCUGAGAAACAUACCAUAGAGAUUGAAGGUCUCUUAUCUGAACUAGAAGCUACUCCUACCCUUCAACAGGAGAACCCGACUGCCUCGCCAAACUUUAUCCCCACUUUACCCACUUUAGUAGAUUCACAACCUACUCCCACUGCAGCAUCUAUUAUGGAGUCAUCUCCAUCAACCGUUACCAACACUGAGGUUAGUGAAACUUUAGUCGUUGGUCCUCAAGCCACAACACAUACACCCUUUGCAUUUGAGAGCCCUGCUCAGUUCAAAGGGUCAAGAGAUGUGGGAGUGGAUGAAGAUGAGACUGAGCCUUCUAGCUCGCUCAGCUUGACAAGAGGUGGGAGGGAAACAAAACCCCCUAGCAAAUACCAAGACAUGGAAUGGAAGACGGUUCGAGGGAGAGGGAAGCGUGGCCGCCGCGGUCGUGGUUCUUAUCACUAGUUAUUGCCUUUCAUUACGGUGUUGGUUAUUCUAGUCUCAACUUUGGUUGUUUCAUUGGUUGAGAUUCAAUCUUUUCAUGCAAACUUUAUCAAACUAUAAGACUCAUGUCUUAUCUUGUAACAUUUAUCGUUUUUUUUAAUAUGAAAGCCCUUUUUCAAAAAAAAAAAAAAAAAUUAUAGAAGUAUCUUAUCAUUUUGAACGUGUGUAUUAUUUUCCCAUAUUGUCUCUUAGUGACACUUGCUUUUUCUUCUGAAUUUUAUUUUUUAAUUUAGUCUAGUUCUAGAAUGUAUUUUUUUCUAAGGUUGUGUAAAAGCUAUAAGACAUUUUCGUAGUAUUAUUACGAUCAGUAUAUAAAUACGUAUUAGUAUUUAUUUUUGUGGCAAAACCACUUGAGGCUGAUUUUGAAAGAAAAAAAAAACCACUUGAGACUGAUAAUCCUAUUGAAGUAUACAACAUUCUAAAUGUUAUAUGUGUAAAGUAUAUAAAGUAAAAUACUACAUUUUCAAAACUCGUGAUCCUGAACAUCGUAGCCCAAUGAUAAGGAUAAACUUCUUUCUACAACUAAAUUACGAAUUCGAAUCGUGCUGGAAGAAAUUAUUUCACGAUGCCUUUGAACAUUCACACGGAUAUGAACUCUUGCUUUCGGUCUAAUUGCAAAUUUGGUGCGCAAGCAUACUCGUAGGUCAUACGUUCCCAGAAAAUUAGUCUAGAUCUAUUGAGACAUGAAAUUUACUCUUCAGUUAUCAAAAAAAAAAUUGUGUACAUCUUUGAAUAAUCCUUUUUUUAACAAGUACGUCCUUGAAUAAUCUUUUUCUUUAACAAGUACGUCCUUGAAUAAUCUAUCUAUCUCGCAAAACUAAUAUUUUUAUUCAAAUAAAAAACACGAAUAUAAUUAUAUUUCCCUUAUAAUUUAUACGUAAUAAUUCUCAAGUCAAGCGUCAACUCCUUUAUUUUGGUAGUUAACAAAAAAUAACUAUAGAAAAAAGGAAAGUACAAUGCAAUGCAACGCACUGAGACCGAGUUUACCAAAACAUGGUGUGCGGAGGAGACCACUAAAACCCAAAACCAACUAGUGACAACUAAUAAGUCGACCACAGCUUCAGCACUCUCUUUCUUAUCUCGACCACUCUCUUUUUUGGCUUAAUUAAGUCUCUACCAUAUGUUAAAUUCUCUCUUAUCUCUACCUCUUUAUACUAUAUAUAAACGUAUCAACGUGAGUUAUAGUGAUCAGCCAGGUUACAAGAGAUACGUGUGAAUUAUUAAAGAUGUCUUCUAUAGUUUCUUCAGUGCUAUUUCUUCUUCUCCUGGUCUUUUCGCUUCACAUGGAUGAAGCAUUUGGUGCUCAAACGGAAAUCCGUAAACUUAAAGAGUCGGUCAAGAAGAGCAGAAUUUUGGAAGGAGGUGAAAACAGAAGCUCCAAAACUGCGGCUGGAGGGAGCAAAACGAAGCAUUGCAAGGGCCGCGCCAAAACAUUUAAAAACAUGGCGACCACUUAUCGUCCUGGACAUGGUCAGUUCCGUCCUCUUUCAGGAGUAUACUUGUCUUCUCCCUGCCAGCCCUGCCCCCCGCGCUCCUUCAACUGUUUUUCUUUUAGUUGCGUUACCACCGUACGCUGUCAAUCCAUCAACGGCUCACGAACUACGUGCACACGCUCCGAGAAAUGUAAACUCAUACGGCCUCGCCAUUGAUUAGAUUAUAAGACUUUAAAUUAUAUAUAUAGUGUUUUUUUUUUCUAUGGUUCUUCGUUUCAUACAUAUGUUUCGUGCUGUAUUGUCAUAUAUAUUUUAUAUUUAUCAUUUAUCAGAUGUAAAAUUUGGUACUUGUGUAUGAUAUAUACUACUAUCUGUUGAACUUUUUAUAUGUUUCCCUUGUUAGUUGGAUAUAUAAGAUUAUAACACUUUUAUA
Molecule: messenger RNA, 13703 nt
Organism: Brassica rapa (field mustard)
Lineage: Eukaryota; Viridiplantae; Streptophyta; Magnoliopsida; Brassicales; Brassicaceae
Molecular function (GO): zinc ion binding; nucleic acid binding
Source: RefSeq, a predicted model, not a curated record